UUCUUCCCCGGAAGUGUUCUAUUGUCGUAAAACAGUGAGCGUCCGAACGUUCUAUCUGUAGAAGCUUGAGCUCCGCCGGUGCCUCCCACCCCAGCACCCUGCUCAGGAUGUCUCUAGACUGGAUUGGCUUUGGCUAUGCAGCAUUGGUUGCUUCUGGUGGAAUAAUUGGCUAUGCAAAAGCAGGAAGUGUCCCGUCCCUGGCUGCUGGUCUUCUCUUUGGUGGUCUGGCAGGCCUGGGAGCUUAUCAAUUAUCUCAGGAUCCCAAGAAUAUUUGGGUUUCUCUAGCUGCAGCAGGAACUCUGAGUGGCAUCAUGGGAAUGAGAUUCUACAACUCUGGAAAAUUCAUGCCAGCAGGCUUAAUUGCCGGUGCCAGUCUCCUAAUGGUUGGAAGACUCGGGCUAAAGAUGUUGGAUAAGCCAAGGCAAGCGUAACUAUAAAUCUGAGUCAAGAUUGAUUAGGAAUUUUGAAAACUCCUGGGAAAUUAGCAGAGGACCUGAGCAUUUGUACAUAUCUUGAUAUUUUUGGAGAAUCUUUUUUUUUUUUUUAAGCCAAAGAAGUAAUGAACUUUGUGACCCAUCAAUUAUUGAAUCUCUUUGUAGGCAGCAAUCCCGUCUCAUAGUGGGCUGCCAUUAUAACAGUUUGGUUCAGUCUCCAAGUUGUCUCCAGAGGUGUCAGAGAUUGGGUGUCAGCAUCUUGUGACACCUGAAAUAUUUUGUACUGGUUGCAGGGGUUGUCUGCUGUAUCACAGAGAGCCGUAUUGUGAAAGGAAGAUAAUGAAGUUGUAUUUCCAUCACGUUUGGUUAUCCCCAAUUAUAUACACUUGUCUCAGAGCAUCAAUUAAAAUGUUUUAUGAAAUCGUG
This is a messenger RNA of Phascolarctos cinereus (koala), 860 nucleotides long. Its product is annotated as transmembrane protein 14C. Gene Ontology annotation, biological process: regulation of heme biosynthetic process. The record is from RefSeq and is a predicted model, not a curated record. Gene Ontology annotation, cellular component: mitochondrial membrane. Lineage: Eukaryota; Metazoa; Chordata; Mammalia; Diprotodontia; Phascolarctidae.